AUGAACUUUUGGUACCAGGAGAACCCGAACAAUGAUCCACAACCAUUUACACUACCAAAUGGAACAUGGUUAUUUCGAAUUUGGGGAGCCCAAGGAGGAUACGUUAAGAAUGAGGAAAGUGGGCUCGGCGCUUAUUCUGAAGGGAUAUUUAAAGCAGAAAAUGAUAUCACAUUGUUUUAUUUCGUUGGAAAACAAGGACAAUGUAGUACACAAAAUAUAAAAAAUACUAAGAAAUUUUCAGGAGGAAAUAACUUAAUAGGAAAUGAAAAAUGCCCUUCUUGCACUGGAGGUGAGGCUACAUUUAUUAGCAAAGACAAAGAUGCAAAGAAUAUCCUAUUAAUUGCGGGCGCCGGAGGAGGAUCUGGUUAUUGGAAAUUUGCUGGAUUAAACGUUGAUGAUGAAUUUUAUGGCGGUUAUGGCGGACCUUUUGCAGGUGAUAGCGACGGAAGUGCGUAUAGAAUAGAAGAAAAAGAAGCAACGAAAAUUAGAGGCAAAGGGGCCACAUAUUCACGACCUGGAGAAGGAGGCUAUUAUGCAGGACAUGACGAAUUCUCUGGCGUGUCAGGAGGAUUUGGAAAAUAUUUGAGAGGUGGAGAUGGAAAUACAACUGCAGGAGGCUCGCCUGGAGGUGGAGGAAGUGGAUAUUAUGGAGGGGGUGGAGGUGCAGACCUAUCAGGUGGUGGUGGGGGAAGUAGCUACGCUUCAUAUGAGAUGUAUAAUGUCAUUUUACUUGGUGGAAAUAAAUAUUUUCCGUCACCAAAUGAUGAUGUAAAGAAAGGAAAUAGAGGAAAUAGAGCCAUUAAAAUCGAGUUAUCCAAUCCAUACACUAUUGAUAGAACUGAAAAGGAUUGUAACAAAUCCGAAUCAUUAAAUACUUUAACCAGUCAAAAUUCUUUUUCUUUUUCCUUUUUCUUCGUGUUGAAUCAUUAA
Trichomonas vaginalis G3 is the source of this 930-nucleotide messenger RNA. RefSeq names its product glycine-rich protein family. The record is from RefSeq and is a predicted model, not a curated record. Bases 1 to 930 code for a protein of 309 amino acids. The transcript has a single exon. Lineage: Eukaryota; Parabasalia; Trichomonadida; Trichomonadidae.